This is a messenger RNA of Alosa sapidissima (American shad), 4477 nucleotides long. RefSeq names its product polymerase (RNA) III (DNA directed) polypeptide E (gene polr3e). The transcript is spliced from 21 exons. Bases 375 to 2462 code for a protein of 695 amino acids. Lineage: Eukaryota; Metazoa; Chordata; Actinopteri; Clupeiformes; Clupeidae. Gene Ontology annotation, biological process: DNA-templated transcription. The record is from RefSeq and is a predicted model, not a curated record. Gene Ontology annotation, cellular component: nucleus; RNA polymerase III complex.
UGCAUGGCAUUUUCAACCAACUCUGUUACAUUAGCUUGUCAAUCAUCUGGCAAGUAAAACAUGUUGUGCUGGUGACAUCAACCAGUUUUUGUUUUUUAUAUGUGGUCACACAUUAAAAUAAUGCGAUGGUGUAAAGGAACUAACUUGUUUAAAUAAUGUGUUGACUAUCGUAAGAAAAUGACACGUUCUUGCAUCAUUUCACCGGAGAUCAAUACUAAAUGCUAACGCUGGAUAGCUCGCAUAUGUUAAGUUAGCAAUAGCCAGCACAGCUAGCUUGGUAUGUCUGAAGUCACAUCAUUUAGCGUUAUCUCCUGCUGUUUGUGAGGUUUGGACUUCAGAGGUCUGUUGCCGAGGUUCCUCCCUGUCCUCUCAUCAUGGCCAGCGGGGAUGACGAUGACCCCAUCAUACAAGAGUUUGAUGUGUACUUGGCCAAAAGUCUUGCGGAUAAGCUGUAUCUGUUUCAGUAUCCUGUGCGCCCCUCAUCUAUGACAUAUGAUGAUGCAACUCAUUUAUCUGCCAAAAUUAAGCCUAAACAACAGAAGGUAGAGCUUGAGGUCGCCAUGGACACUAUGAGCCCAAACUACUGCCGCAGUAAAGGGGAGCAGAUCGCUCUCAAUGUUGAUGGCACUACUUGUGAAGAGUCUAGCCUGUAUUCUGUAAAAAUGAUGGAUAAACAGACCUUAACUUCUAUUCAAGCAACCACAGACACAUCUCGCUAUGCAGCUGCCAUUUUCCGCAAAGGUGAGUUCCACCUCACGCCUCUGCAGGGCAUUCUCCAGAUGAGGCCCAGCUUCUCCUACCUGGACAAAGCCGACACGAAACAUCGCGAAAGGGAGGCGGCCAACGAAGCCGGUGGUGACUCCUCUCAGGAUGAGGCUGAGGAGGAUACCAAGCAAGUCACUGUGAGGUUUUCUCGGCCGGAGUCCGAGCAGGCCCGUCAGCGGCGUGUCCAGUCCUACGAGUUCUUACAGAAGAAGCAAGCAGAGGAACCCUGGGCGCAUCUACACUACCAUGGCAUAAAGGAUGGACGCUCUGAGCAUGAGCGGCAGUACCUGUUCUGCCAGAACAUGGGCGCUACGGAGAGCACUGAGCUUGUGAAGACACCCAGCGAGUACCUGGCCAUGCUCAUGCCUCCAGUAACAGAGGAGAAGAUUGUGAGGCCCAGUGGUCCGAGCAACGUGCUCUCCAUGGCUCAGUUGCGCACGCUGCCCCUCGGUGACCAGGUCAAGACCCUCAUGAAGAAUGUGAAGGUGAUGCCAUUUGCCAACCUUAUGGGCCUGCUCGCUCCCGGCACAGACUCCACAGCAGUACUGCGCUGUAUCCAGCAGGUGGCGAUGCUGGUACAGGGCAACUGGGUUGUCAAGAGUGACGUGCUCUACCCAAAGAGCAGCUGCAGUCCCCACAGUGGCGUGCCUGCCGAGGUGCUCUGCCGGGGCAGGGACUUUGUGAUGUGGAGGUUCACUCAGGAGCGCUCCAUCAUGAGGAAGGAGGUGGCUGCUGUCAUUAAGCUGCCCCCAGAGGACGUCAAGGACUUCCUGGAGCAGAUGUCUGCCCCCCGGGUCAACCGCGGCUGGGAGUUUGUGUUGCCCAGCGACCGCGAGUUCGUCAAGAAGCACCCAGACGUGGCACAGAGGCAGAAUAUGCUGUGGUUGGGCAUCCAGUCCAAGUUGGAGAAGGUGUUCAAUUUCUCCAAGGAGGACUUUGCACCGAAGAAAGAUUCUCAAGCAGAAGCAGUUCAUGUGAGUGGCGAGCAGCGUCUGAAGUCUGCGCGAGAGGGUGCCCGGGACCACCAGGCCUCGCUGCAGAAGGACCUGGACACUCGUCGUAAAGGCUCCGCCCCGGGCAGCAAAGCCGGUGCCUCCAGCGCCGCGCCGUCCGUCCGUGUCAAGCAGGAGCCCCUCAGUGACUCCGAGGAGCCCAUGGACACGUCGGACACCUCCGCCAUCCCCAACGGCUCCGUGAACGGUUACCCCGGCUCCCCCGACCCCCAGAACGGCCACGCGGCGCCCGGGCCGGAGCUGCAGGACUUUGUGCGCACCACCUUCCGCCGGCAGUACGUGCUGACGCUCAGCGAGGUCAAGCGGCUUCUCAACCUGCACCUGGCCGCCCUGCCGCCCGGACGCUGCUCAUUGGGAACCGUCUCGGACCGCGCGUUGCAGGACGCCAUCCUGCUCAACCAGUGCAAACAGAUCCUGGUGCCUUUCCCCCCUCAGAUCAGAGCUGCUUCAGAUGAGCAGAAGGUGUUUGCCUUGUGGGAGUCCGGAGAAACCUUUGACAGGUACCGGCAGAUCCUCUUUGAACUGUUCAUGAAGAAUUAUCGGGUCAGGAGAAACCUGGUGCAGAGUCGUCUCACUCAGGAACUGGGCGACAACGUCACCAAAUCUGACGUGGACCGGCUACUCAAGGACUGCUGCGUCAGCCAGGGAGGCAUGUGGUAUCUAAAGGGAACCAUGUUGUCGUGACGAUAGGAGGAGGUGGUGCACAGGCGGGUCCCCCCUCCCCCCCCCCCCCUCCCCCAGAGCCUGGUGAGAGCAGCCUCUGCCCAGGGAGGCAAAAGCAGACCGUGCACGAACCAAUCACUGCCCUCCUGCAGUCUCUGGACAAGCCUGUGAUUGGGUGAUCGAAGUGGUCCAUCACUUUUUCUUGCUCCCGGACAUGUGCUUUUGUUAACGCAGCCGAACACGUAGCCGGGGUCAGACACAAGAUGCUGUGAGUCCGAGCUAAAACCCCCGACACCUCGCUUUCUUCACGUCAAAUAAAAGGGCUGGAGCGCUGGAGUCCCACACACGUACAUGAGGAGAAUGGACUGGUGGCAGUUUGAGCAGUUGGUUUGAAUGACUAAGUGAUCCUGUACUUUUCUUUACUUCAGUUUCAACAUUUGUUUUCAUUUUAAGUUAAAUAUAGAAUAGUGUUCUAUUAAUAAAAAAAACACAGUGCAGUUAUUCAAGGUUAAUCUGAAUUUGUGGCCUUCUGCAAGUGAAAAGUCACAUUUCAUAAAUCACGUUUGCUUUUGUAUGGGCCUUAUGUAGGAACUAUUUUUUUUUUUUGUCCCUUAAAUUGGUUUUUAUCGACCCUUGGAUUGCAGUGUGCAUGAGUUUGAGGAGCUGGUUACCUCACAGUUGUAUUCAUUUUGUUGAACUCUUCAUGAUGACUUAUGCAAAGAGUAAUACCAUGCAGAGUGGGAAAAGCAUGGAAGAAUAAGCUGAACUUUGCCCAUGAGCUUGUGCUAAUAAAUAAUAAAAAUACAAGAUGUGAACGAAUUGAAAGCACUUGAUAGAAACUGGAAACAACAAUCUGGUUUCCCAAGCACAUAUCUCAGACCGGUGUUUACAUAGACCCCUAGUACUCUUGGAAAUUGUCAAACCAAAGUCCCUCAGACAAGGAUGGGGGCUGUCCUCCUCUAAGGCUCUUGGAUAUGCUGUAGGCAAAACAGAUGGGUCUCCAGCAUUACACUGCAGGUUGUAGGGGAACUCUUAAGUUCAUGAUCCUACUAAUCAGGAAUCUGAAGGAAGGGGAUUGGAGUGGUUGUGCCAUUAUUGAAUGUACUUUGGGAAGGAUGUUUAGUUUACUUAAAAUCAAAAUAUAAGACACUUGAAGAAAGUUGAAUCUUUACUGAAAUGAUCGGCACAUUGUUUGGAAACGAUUGUUAUCUCAAUAGGAUCGAGAGUAUGUUGCCGGUAAACUUCUAGAUGCUGCUUUUCAUUAGAGCCCCUUUUUCUUAUAAAUUGGUUGUCUGUCGACCCACCCCCCCACCCCAGAAUUGAUCCUCUUUCUUCAGCUUAAAGGAGUUAUUUAAGAGCAGUCUGCUGUCCGCUCUGCCAACAGAAACACAACCUCUCAUUUUUCUCCUGUCUCUAGUGUCUCGGGAAAGUGCCAUAACAGAACCUCAGGUCUUCAUUGAGAUGUUUCCAUAACCGGUUGACUGACCUUAAUUUUCUUUUAUGGUCUGUGCCACAGCAUUUGGGGAUUUUUCUUUUUUCUGUCUUACUUGGCCUGUGGUUAACAUGUUUAUUUCAGUGUCCUGUAUAAACAAUUAAAAUGACCAGAGUGAGUUUAAGGGAAGUGUUUGGCUGACUCACUGAAUUUAGAGCUGCUCUUCUGUUGGACUGUGAGGUGUUGAAUGCGGCCGCUUAGCCUCAACUCAGUCAAGAGAAAGUGCCUCCUUUGUAUUAUGGAGAAAUAUCACCCUCAUCAAACCAGUGGAUAGUGUUGUCAGAAUGAAGAGGCCACCACCACCAAAAACACUCCCCACCAUCUUGUUUUGCGGUGGAGAGGACCAUUAAUGUAGGCACCAAAGACCGAAGUAGCCAUUUUAAGAAUCAUUCCAUAACACCUCUCUCUUCAGGAUGGUAAGAUAAUUCUGCUUUCCCUCACAUUACCUCUGAAAAUUGUCAUAAAAAAAGACUUCAUAGAAAUGAUUGUCUUCUGCCACUCAUUUGUCACCUGGCUCAAUAAACACUGUACAAAAGUAAAAUCA